AUGGCGGGUAAGCAGAUAACGGACGAGUUCCUUAGAAAGGAAGGAUUCGAAUAUUGUCAGGAUUAUCUGGGAGGCUCCUGGUUCAGUGCAUCAAUCGAGGAUUUCAUCAUGGAGCACAUCACCGGCGGACUGAGCAACAUCCUGUACAAAUGCUCCCUCGCGGAUCACGUUCCAAUGUCCAGGAGUGAGGUCCGCACUGUCCUCGUGAGGUUCUACGGGGAGAUCAUCACGGACAAUUCGGACGUUGUGCUUAUCGAUUCCGUAGUUUACACCCUACUGGCCGAAAGGAAGAUGGGUCCCAAGUUGUAUGGAGUCUUCACUAAGGGAAGGAUUGAGGAAUUCGUCCCUGCACGGGUCUUGAAGACCUGUGAACUACAUGACCCCACAAUCUCGAGGGCAUGUGCCCGCAUCAUGUCCAGAUUCCAUAGACUUCGAAUGCCCAUGGUCAAGAAACCCAAAUGGCUAUUUGACACCAUUGAAAGGUACCUGAAAGGAGUGAUAAAGUUGAAAAGUUUGACGUCAUCAUCGUCGUCAUCUCUGUCGUCAUUGUCGUCAUCAUCUUCGUUGAAUUCCUUGCCCUCAACCCUGGACGGUGGGGCUGUCGAUAAGUUGAAGAACUUAUUGAAAAAGGUGAACUCGCCUGUUGUGUUCUGCCAUAACGAUCUUCAGGAAGCAGGAAACAUCUUGUAUUCUGGGGACAAGUCGAAUGUUGAUUCGUCCGUCAAGGAUCACUUUACGGACAUUGUCCGGCCGAUCGACUUCGAAUAUUCCAGCUACAACUAUCGGGGUUUCGACAUCGGCAAUCACUUCUGUGAGUGGUGCUACAAUUAUAACGUCAAUGAAUAUCCCUACUAUGCCGCUAGGCUCGAUCAAUUCCCAAACAAAGAACAACAGCUGAACUUUAUCAGGGAGUACCUUAAAGAGAAAAGGUCAUUCUACGAAGAUGAUGAGGAUGGCUUGGUGUUGGAAGCUUGUUCGUUUGCCCUGGCCUCCCAUUUUAUGUGGUGCCUAUGGUCAAUUGUGCAGUGGAAGAAGUCGAAGAUUAUUUUUGGAUACAUGGAUUAUGCCAUCGAUAGAAUAAAUGCCUAUCUUCAUCAAAAACCGUUGAUACUGAAGCAAAUUGAUGAGUACAACAUGAAGAAGCGGAACAGGAAAUGA
This is a messenger RNA of Helobdella robusta, 1158 nucleotides long. RefSeq lists its product as hypothetical. Bases 1 to 1158 code for a protein of 385 amino acids. Gene Ontology annotation, molecular function: ethanolamine kinase activity; choline kinase activity. The record is from RefSeq and is a predicted model, not a curated record. Gene Ontology annotation, biological process: phosphatidylethanolamine biosynthetic process; CDP-choline pathway. NCBI's taxonomy places the organism in Eukaryota, Metazoa, Annelida, Clitellata, Rhynchobdellida, Glossiphoniidae. The transcript is spliced from 10 exons. Gene Ontology annotation, cellular component: cytoplasm.